Messenger RNA from Trematomus bernacchii (emerald rockcod), 4195 nucleotides. RefSeq names its product proline-rich transmembrane protein 2. The transcript is spliced from 6 exons. The coding region runs from base 184 to 768 and encodes 194 amino acids. Lineage: Eukaryota; Metazoa; Chordata; Actinopteri; Perciformes; Nototheniidae. Gene Ontology annotation, cellular component: membrane. The record is from RefSeq and is a predicted model, not a curated record.
CAGAAAGCUGCAGCAUCCUCCACUCUGCAUCACCAGAAAUCAGCAGAAACAGAAUCAAUCAAAACAGCAGCACGAUGAGCCCCAGCCUGCAGCUCCCUGUGGACUAGCACCAGAUCGCGCCCUGCCUUUAGCUUUCCUUCAACACUUCCUGUUCACCGCCUCACGGCCACCACCAGCAACAGCAUGGAGUCCAAGCAGCCAAUCAGCGAGCAUCAUGAAGGGAUGAGCGACCACGCCGCCGUGACCUCUCAACCACCCCCGGCAGCAGAUGCUUCAGCAGCCAAUCAAACGGACAAUAUGGCCCACCUGUCCGUCAUCGACAACGCGGAGACCAAUAACGGCCUGGGUCAUGCGAUGGGGGACGCGUCUCCCACGGUGUCCUCAGUGUCGCCCAAGCUCCACGCGGUGGGCGGCCAUGCUAAUGGCCGGCCCGGUCUGAGCAGCCGUUCGGGGUCCAUGGCGGGCUCCCCCCGGCCCUCCCUCACCCGCCGGCCCAGCGGCAUCACGGAGGCUGCUGUGGACGGGUCCAAGCCCCGCGACUACCUGUUCCUCGCCAUCCUGUCCUGCUUCUGCCCGCUGUGGCCCAUCAACAUCGUAGCCCUCACCUUCUCUGUCAUGUCCCGGAACAGUCUGCAGCAGGGCAACGUGGACGGAGCUCGCCGUUUAGGCCGCAAUGCCAUGAUUCUGUCUGUGGUCGCCAUCUUGGGAGGGAUCGCCAUCAUCGCCGCGGCCAUCGCCCUCAACUGGGGAUUAAUUUUAAAAUCCUGAUCAAAAAAUAAUAAUAAUGGCGACACACCGACUGCACGACAACAUCCGUCCGACACGACUCCGUUUCCCCUCCCCGAACUUCCUGAAUCGUUUUCUCCAGCGCCUGCACCAGAUGAAAAACUAAAUCUGUUCCCUGCUAUUGUUUUCUUGCUGCACGACGACGACGAGCAUGGACACUCCCCCGACACCCACGCCUCGAUUUGGAUUAGGAGAAAAGUGUGGGUCACCUGAUGUUCAUCUCACCCUGUGGUCCACAGGGACAUCUGGGAUAUAUGAGCCUCCAUGCAACAAGUCCAGCGAUGGUGCAAACCUUCUGAUUUUUUAUGCCAAAUAUUUGAAGACUUGGUGUUGUUGGUGAACUGAAAGAGGGAAUGCUGCUGCUGAUGGUCCGGCAUGAACAUGAAGACCAACUGUAAGAGUAUUUAUAGAGAGAGAGAGACUCGUGUUUCAUCAUCCAGAUCUUCCUGCUGCUGUUCAUGGUGCACAAACAUAAAGUCGACACACUCAUAGAGAGUCCUGACGUCACAACUUAGCAGCUGUUUACUAAAACAACGUUCACGUUUUCUUCUCUUUCUGUAUUCCAAUAUAAAGGAAACUGCUAUCUAAUACAGUUAUAGGCCUAUUCAAAUAUAUACCAUUAGUUGUUUCAACAAAGUGAAAGGAUAAAGAGGGAGUUAUCCCCCAUACGGCGUCAUGCAGAGACCCAAACACAAAUCCUUAAAAACACAAAUAUAUAAUAAAGUAUGAGUAAAGUGUAUGAGAAAAAAAACUGCAUGUGAUAUUUUGCGAAAAGCGUUUUCUCCAAAAGAUAUCCAGGAAAUGAUUUCAAUUGAAAGUUGAUUGAUCAGUCUUGAUCAGAAACAAGUUGGUUCGUUUUAGGUGAAGGGUGUAAAAUAACAGAAGUUUUGAUAACAAAUAAAUGAACAUUGACUUCUGGUUUACAAGGGACAAAAAUGACUGUGCAUUAUUCAUACCAACGGCCACAAACAGUGUUUGGGAAAAGCCAUUUUGGGUUUGUAGAUUAUUUUCUAUUUGACGUUUUACAUCUUUUCAUUGGAGUUUUCUGCUUUCUUGUUGACGUUUUGCGUCUCUUUGUUGGCGUUUUAUGUUUCUUCUUUGGCUUUCUACGUAUAUUUGUUGAGGUCUUGAGUCACUUUGUGGCCAUUUUGCGUCUCUUUAUGGACAAUUUGUAUCACUUUGUCUGUAUUUUACGUCUCUUUGUUGGCGUUUUAAAUCUUCUUGUUGAUAUUGUUUUUCUUUAUUGAUGAUUUGCGUCUCUUUAUUGAUGAUUUGCGUCUUUGUUGAUGAUUUGCGUCUCUUUGUUGAUGAUUUGCGUCUCUUUGUUGAUGAUUUGCGUCUCUUUGUUGGCGAUUUAAACCUUUUUGUUGGCGUUCACAUCUCUUUGUUGCAUUUGCAUCCCCUAUUAUUUCCACGCAUUCACAUACAAGGGUAUGUUAAUUCCAAAAAAGUUAUUCUUCAUUUUACGUGCAUUCUCCUACAAAUGUCCAGUAAAACAAACCGCUUGUUACAUACAUUUGGUACUCAAAGUAAAAAAAGGAAUGGUUAGGUUGAGGAAAAGAUUGUGAUUUGGGUGAAAAUAACUAAUGGAAGUGGUGUUACAUGACUAUGGAAGUUACGUUUACAAUUAAAUCAACUUUGACUUCUGGUCCACCCCGACCUCCUUACCAGGAGGACUUUGUCAAUAUUGCAAAUUAAUUUUCUGGGAAACUAACCAAUUACAGUGCAUUACUUUUUGUAUGUAUAGAUACAAACAGCAACGCUGUGGCAAACACAGCUGUUGUUUCUGUUUCUUUAAAUGUUUGUGUGCUAAUUGUGAACUGGGUGGGGGCUUUGAGGAAAUAGGCUGUUGUUAUGGAUCUAAAUCAUCUCUUAUAACCUGUGCAUGUUUACAGUAUGUAUAACAGAAUGCUUUUACAUAAUACCGUAGCCUCAUUUAGCAGGAGCGCUAACUGAGCAGCACUUUGUAAAUACAUAAUACGGGAAUUGUGUUAUGUCUACCUGGUGUAGAGAGGUGCAGGAAUUACUUAUUUGAGUAGUACAAACCUUGAAUUGAGCAUUUCCCUGGUUCCUUCCACAAAGAGCUAAUUGGAUCUUUUCAUUGGAUUGUGGAAUAUUCCAGAAACAAAUAUCUGUGGAAAACCUACAUUUAGGAUACCUACACUUUUUUGUUCGAAAGGAUAAUCUCCACAUAUUAAUAGAAAUGGAAAUUCAAUCUCCAGAAGAAAAUGUUAUAAACAAACUACAGCACGGUCACUUGACAUCACCAGCGCCAAGCUAAAGGUGGCUAACGUUCGGCUGGACCAGCGCCAAGCUAAAGGUGGCUAAUGUUCGGCUAGAUGACAUUUAGUAGUCUCAUCCAGCCACCUGUUAGCAACCGCGGUUUCAAAGACACAACGAAUCUUCAGAUAUUGACGAGUAGGUUAUAUAAUGACGCAUUUAAAGUUGUAAGACUAAACGGUAAAAUCUCUUUCGCAUUUUUGAACCACAAACCUUAUUUCAGGGUUCUGACCAAAUGAACUUCCAGAGAAGGGAUCAGGAAGUGCUAGAAUGCUAACUCAUUUCAGGGUUUGAGGACUCAUUCCUGCAGCACGCUAUUGAUAUCCAAAUGUUUUCUCUUCCUUACGGAUGUAACUGACCAACAAAUAAAUCCCCACCAAGAUUGCACAAGAGGGAUUUUUUUAAAAGAAGGAAGCAGAUAAAUGUUGAACUUUGCACCAAUCAGACGGUGUCUCUGCGUAGAGGUGAGGUCUGAUAAGGUCAGGUUGGGGGAGGAAGGUAAAGUUGCCUCACACCUUCACACUGUAUGUAGCAUGUUUACUAACCACAUUAUGCAAAACAACGGUCCCGGCUUGAUUGUCAGUACGAAUGCUAGCUUCCCUCAGUUUAUUGUGUACUUGUACACGGUUUUGUAUGGACUUUGCUUGCGCUACCUCUCAGAGUUGCCUACAGUGUUUUAUCACGUUGUUCCACUGAUUUUAACCGACUGUUAAAUCUAUUUGUGUUCCUUUUUUCACUUACUAACAUACUAAUAAUGGUAUUAACAUGAAGGGUGUUAAAUGUGAACACAUUCCCAGAAAUCUGUAAUUCAACUGGUACAAUUUCUGUGAGUGAACAAUAUAUGUAUAAAUAUAUAUAUAACAUCUAAUUUUACACGUGAAAUGAACAGUUCUGAGGAAGAUUUUCAGCAUGUAUCAUUUGUUUUGUUCCUUAUUGGCCAUUUUCCAAAAAGGAUGCACAUUCAAUUUCCAAAUGACAUACAAAUAAUAAUCAUAUUUACUUUUUAAAGUAUUAACCCUUAGAUGCAUAAGUGGGUCUUUUUUGACCUGGUGAGGUGGUUUUCUUGAAGUAUCUUUGUAAUUACAUUUUUUGUAUCAUUUCAUAUUCCAGCUAUUCCUCAAAAAACAUG